AAAAAGUGUAACUUCGCCAUGCUUGCCGGUACCCGUGUCGCAUUUACAGACACUGGUGGACAAUUUACCCAAUUUUAUUCGGAGGAUUACCAUUUCAAUGAACAGUAGAGUGAAUCAAAACUAUAUUCAUUGCAUACAGUUGCGUUGUCCAAUGCUACACGAAGUUCAAUGCUUUGGUUUUACAGCUCUUCCACCUGACAAUAAGAGGAUUGGCGAUUCGCUUCAGAUCAAGCCCACCGUGUGACCUGUUACCCGUCAGGUUAAUAAAACGGGUGUCUUAUUCAUACUCGAUCAUACCAUCGAAGAGGGAGGUGUUUCAGUAUACGGGAAGAAUCAAAUACGUAUUCAAUUUCAAACAUCGGUACUGAUCUACCUAAAAGUGUGAUGUGUACACGACAGUUGUCAUGGCAAUAUCACUAUUAGCAACGUCUAUCGCUAUCGUCAUUAUGGUGAUAGUUUUUGUCCAAGGAGUACAGCUAGCCGAUCUAUGUAUUGAUGCCUGUGAGGACGCUGUUAACGGUGAUUGCGAUGACGGUGGUGACAACGCUACAUCAUCUUUUUGUGAAUAUGGCACUGACUGUACUGACUGUGGUGCUCGUGAAUAUGGUCCCGAUCUAUCGUGUUGGAAUACGUGCCAGUACGCCAACGAUGGGUCAUGUGACGACACUGGGCCGGGCUCUGAUUUCAGUGAGUGUGUGUACGGGACGGAUUGUUUAGACUGUGGUCCGCGUCAUGAUUCCGGUCAACCAACGUGUUUCGAGACUUGCGUAUAUUCAAACAAUGAUGAAUGUGACGAUGGUGGACCAGGUGCCAACUAUACAGAUUGCUUUUACGGCACAGACUGUGCAGACUGCGGUACAAGGUAUCACGAGUUUCAACCGACACUCUGCACUGACACGUGUGAUAGUGCUAACAACGGCGAAUGCGAUGAUGACAGCUUCUUCAGUAGCAGUUUUAACUGUUAUCUUGGUACAGACUGCUCGGACUGCGGCAUACGAGGAGUUUUACCAGACCUGUACCUUUUACCAACAACGGCAAAUAGUGAGACAACGGUAUCGACAAUGUCAACAUCGAUAUCAACGACGAAAGAAAACGUGACAGAAGACAGUCAACAAUCGUGGAUGAUUAUCGGAGUGGGUACUGCAAGUGGUGUCCUCAUUUUUGCCAUUCUAAUAGUUACUACGGUCGCGUGCAUAAAACACCACAGCCAUAUGAAAAACCAAGUCACGCCCGUCCAUCUGAUACAAGAAUAA
Saccoglossus kowalevskii is the source of this 1253-nucleotide messenger RNA. RefSeq lists its product as uncharacterized. The record is from RefSeq and is a predicted model, not a curated record. NCBI's taxonomy places the organism in Eukaryota, Metazoa, Hemichordata, Enteropneusta, Harrimaniidae.